AUAUUCUAAUUUCUAGGUUAAUUUCCCAUUUAUCUGUUUCCGAACUUCCUCCCGUUAGCCAGUAGCUCAAAAAUCGAAGGAGCUUCCUUCUUCUCGUCCCAGUUUUGAGCUCCAAUGGGGGAAUCACCACCACUCCCAAAUUCUCUCCCCCAAGCCAACAGCACUGCAACCCCCAUGAGUUCUUCAGGAACCCAGAGGAGGAAGCUUCCUACUCCACAGGAACUCGUAUCCCACUACGAAUCCCAAGGCCUUAAUUCUCAUGAUGCUUCAAUCAAGGUAAUAGAGGACCUUCAGAAUGCUCUCUUCAGGAUCGUCUCCUCCGGCAGAGGCAAAAAGGACAAGCUUCUGGUCGAGACCUCGAAAAAGAUCGAUGCCACUAUUAGCCGUGUUGCCAUUCUGGACCUCAAGUUGGACUCGAAGCCGGGCUACGCCGAGACUUUUGCUAUAGGAUUGGCUUCUGGGUCUGUUUUGAAAGGGGUUGGGAGUGUGAUGCCGCAUGUUUUUGGGGCUCUCGCCAAUAUUUGGAGCUCUGUCAGUAAUGCUACGAAGCAUUCUUCUUGAAUUUAAAAGAACCUCGGUACUCGUCUUUGUGGUUUGUUUUCCUUUUAGAUGAGAGGAAUUUUCUAGUGGUGGAUAGGGUAGUCGUUGUUUUGCGAUUGAUUCUCAUACGUACUCAGAAAAUGCUAAUGUUUGAUCUCUGAGUUUCAUUCUCUUCCAUC
This is a messenger RNA of Momordica charantia (bitter melon), 719 nucleotides long. RefSeq names its product ribosomal protein-like protein. Lineage: Eukaryota; Viridiplantae; Streptophyta; Magnoliopsida; Cucurbitales; Cucurbitaceae. The record is from RefSeq and is a predicted model, not a curated record.